Molecule: messenger RNA, 207 nt
Organism: Gongylonema pulchrum
Lineage: Eukaryota; Metazoa; Nematoda; Chromadorea; Rhabditida; Gongylonematidae
Source: the annotation of a GenBank genome assembly
GCUGGUAAAAAUUCGCAAUAUUCUUUAUUGUUAUCAGUGGAAAGUUCAAGUUCGGAUUCGGAAGUCAGCAAAGCGUCAGACCGGAAGUCAAGUGUAAGCAGCAGACAGCAGCAGUCAAGUGUUGGCAUUGAAUUGCGUGAACGAGCAUCUACCGCAUCUGUUCCUAUUCCGUUUGAAUCAGCUAACGGCCGUCACUGCGCUUGGUAA